Messenger RNA from Ciona intestinalis (vase tunicate), 3161 nucleotides. NCBI's taxonomy places the organism in Eukaryota, Metazoa, Chordata, Ascidiacea, Phlebobranchia, Cionidae. The record is from RefSeq and is a predicted model, not a curated record.
AAUCAUCAGAACAACCCCCUAAACCAUAACAGGGAGCCAACACCCCAGGAAUCAACGCAACGAUUUCUGGUUUCACCGCAAAUAACACGAAGGGUGGCGCCCAAGGUUUCAGCGGACCCGUAUGUGAAUGGACUUAAUGCAACAGGGUUGUUAAGUAUGUCUGGUAUGAAUGUGGUGUGGCCGACUUCAUCCGAUAAUUGCUACCCUGGUGCUCCUAGCAAACAUGUCUUGAAGAAUGCAUUGCUUGGUCUGAGUAAUGGGAUAUCCAUCACUUACCCCACUAGUGGGAAAUACCACAAUGGUGGCAUAUCAUCCACACAACAAGCACCCAAGCUAAUCGAGUCUCCUGAAAUUAAAGGUGAAGAGACAAAGGUCCCGGGUUCAGGUCCCGCUGGUAGCCCUGAGUCGGACGUGUCAAGUUUGUCGGAUUUUUCGUGCGGUUCGAACAAAGUUGUCGACGUGAGGAAAGUAAAGAAGGCGUGGCUGCAACGUCAUUCCGAUGAAUCUGAUGACUCGGCUAAAGUUGCCAUAAAACGAAAGAACGACGAUAAUGAGUUGCCAUUGAAAGCUACAACCCCCCCACAUGCCAAGGUGGCAGAGGAUGGAUUGUGCCCGCCGAGUAAAAAGCCAAAGAAGAAAAAUAAGAAGAAAGAAAAAAGUGACGAUUUCGGGAAAAAGAAGAAAAAGUUUUUGACGAAAAGUAAAAAAUAUUUACUGCAAAUUGAAGAGGAGAGUGUUUGUGAUGUCAUAAUGGGAGACAAUGAAGAUGGCCUCCCAGAGUCACUGUUGACUUCCAAUGUUGAAAGAGAUCGAUUGAAAACAUCGGGAGAAGCUUUCAUACAAGAUGCUGCUUGCCAUGAGCUGUCAAGUUAUGAAGAAGUUACUUUGUGCAACUCUCUACCUCCACCUAGAUGUAGGGAAUGCAAGGGAGGAAAAAAGAAGGAAAAUUCUGCCGUGUUUUGUAGAUUUUAUGGAUUUAGAAAACUUGCCUUUGUUGACGAACAAUUACAAAGCGCCGGCUUCUGCAAUCCUGAGGAUUCUAAACCAUCAGACCUUCGACUGUGGCUUCCUGCCAAUCCCGGCCCCACCUCACCCACCGAGGGGUCAACACCCCACAACAAACUAUCGUUACAAUCAUGCGAAUAUAUUCUAUCACGUAUUGGGGUUCGUUUCUGUGAGUUGGUGGAAAGUGAAAAGGAAGCCAUGAAACUUGCCGAGUCAUCGGUGAAACCACAUUGGAAGCGUCCGAUAUCUGGUGUACGUGAGAUGUGUGACGCAUGUGAAACCACGUUGUUCAACAUACACUGGGUUUGUCACCACUGUGGGUUCGGGGUUUGCACCGAUUGUUAUAAAAGUCGACAAUCAAUGUCAAGAGAAGAAAUGGAGGAAUGCGACGUUGACAAGCGCAACCCCACCCGGUGGUUGAAAUGUACGAGGGGAAAGUCACAUGACACGAUGAGUCUUAUUCCUACGCAGAUAAUACCAAGCUCCUGUUUAUUCGAUCUCCAUGAAUUAUCCCACCAAGCUUCCAGCAAACUUGGUCUGCCGGUUGAUGGGAGUUGUUCCGUGGGUGGCGUUCGUAAACCAACGUUAAACACGUUGUUGAUUAAUAAACAACUUGGCGAUCCCAAAAUGGAGGUCCAUCACCCCCCAACCCCCCCACUUCCUAAUAUGGAUAAAGAAAGAUUCAAGAUGUUUAAUCAAGACAAUCUAUCUCCAUUAGAUGUGUUGGCCAGUGUGGCUGCUGUGAGGGGGGUGGCUGGCUGUAAUACAAGCGCUGGAAAAGUUGAAAACACGACAGAAAGUUUAUGUGAACGAUCUCCAGCCCCCCAACCCCCACCCACCAACAAAUGGUUAUGCAAUCGACAAUUAUUACAACUUACCGAUGGGAGCGACCAUGUGAAUGUUGAGAGCUUCCAAACGCAGUGGGGUUAUGGUUUGCCGGUUGUAGCCUCGGGAGCCGAGAAGAAACUGACGCCGGAGUUAUGGAAGCCGUCCAAUAUAAGUGAUGAACACGGGGAGGAACCAACAGGAAACGCGCUUGUUAACUGUAGAUUGGGGUCAAUUAUCACCAACGCUCAUAUCAAGGACUUCUGGAACGGAUUCGAAUGUAUCGCAAAUCGAAUGACGGACGACAAAACAGGGGAACGAAUGAUAUUAAAGUUAAAAGAUUGGCCGACGACGGAUGAUUUCCUCGAUACGAUGCCGCAUAGGUUUAAGGACCUGAUGUCGGCCCUCCCCCUCCCCGAAUACACUGCACGUGACGGCCAAUACAACAUCGCUGGUUAUCUGCCUGAUUUCUUUGUUCGACCGGACCUUGGACCUAAGAUGUACAUCGCGUAUGGUUGGGUGACUGAGAAGGAUUGGAACCAAGGAACCACCAACUUACAUUUGGAUAUAUCGGACGCUUGUAACUUGAUGGUUUAUGUGGGGGUUCCUAUGGACCAACCUCCUGGUUCAUUAAAUACGAUGUUGGAGAUAAUAAAGGAAGGAGAUGUUGAUGAGUUUCAGUUGGAACGUUCCAAGACGAGCAAACCUGGUGCGUUGUGGCACAUAUUUAAAGCUUCCGAUACCGAUAAGAUACGACAACUUAUAUUAAAGGUGAAAGCUGAGGAGGGCGUUGAAGUUCCGCACGACCACGAUCCAAUACAUGAUCAACAAAUAUAUCUCGAUAAAACGUUAAGGAAAAGAUUGAAGGACGAAUACGGUGUCAGCGGUUAUGCCAUCGUGCAAUGCGAGGGUGACAGCGUGUUUAUACCAGCGGGGGCUCCACAUCAGGUUUUCAACUUACACAGUUGCAUCAAAGUUGCCGAAGAUUUCGUUUCACCCGACCACGUUGAUAAAUGUUUCAAACUUACCGAGGAGUUUCGUCGACUCUCAUCCUCCCAUUCUAACCAUGAGGAUAAAUUACAACUUAAAAAUAUCGUGUACCACGCUAUAAAGGAGGUCCUAACUUCCAUUGCAUGGCACGAGGCCAAUAAUUGUCAGUAAAAUGUUACACCCCGCAGUUGUAUUGUAACAUUCCGUUUCUUUUUUUACCUCCCUCCGUUUUUAACUUUUAUGUUAUUGUUUUCAACAAAGCAAAUUCUUUCUGUGAUGUUUGUAUAUAUCAACACUGAACAACCCUGGGUUUUAAAAUAUACAUUUUAUCACCAAUUUCC